GCAAUCCCGAAACGGAAUAAAAAAUCGAAAGUGGGGAUCAUUGGCCAGCCGCAGCUUGUCGCCAGCGGACGUCAAACGGCAAUCGGCUUAAGCGUGAUGAGUGAUCAACUGCUGAGCGCUGCCGCGGACGAUCCACCAGCACUAAUACCCACGCCCGUGUCAUUGCCCAGCGCAUACAGUAUCGAUGCAGAGUCCACGGAGCAGCCGGUGCUGCUUGAGCUGGGCGCCGCACAGCCGGCGGCGGCGGCGAUAGCGAGUCUUAACUAUACACUAGCACCAGAUGGAGGAGGUCUGCUCACCUAUACGGCCCCACAUGCGCACAGCCUCAACUAUUCGCCCACGUUCUCAUCCGGCUAUGAUAAGCAGCCACAUCCUCAGCACAAUCUCAGCCUGAUAGCUCCUGGUAUGGGCAGCGCAGCGUACAGCAUCAGCAUACCACAGACAGUGUCCAUGUGGCAUGGUGGCUGUGCGCCCAUUGUUGAACCAAAACGCAGUGAACUGGUCGCUGUGCCACCGCCCACAUAUAUGACCUAUAGCGGUGGCGGAAGCGGCGGUGCCGUGGAAGUGGAGAUCGCCAAGGAACAGAAUCCGGCAUGGCGCGAAAAGGCCUUACAAAUGGAGAAGGACUAUAGGCGCACGGCCUGUGAUCGGGAGCGUACGCGCAUGCGCGAUAUGAAUAAAGCCUUUGAUCUGCUGCGCUCCAAGCUGCCCAUAUCGAAGCCCAAUGGCAAGAAGUACUCCAAAAUCGAAAGUCUACGCAUCGCCAUCAACUAUAUUAAUCAUCUGCAGGCCAUGCUGCGUGAGAAUCAUGUUCUGCCCGAAACGGAAUUGGUUUCCUUCAAGUGCAGCAGCCGCUCCAUGCAGUACGAUGGCCAGGGCCAGCACCACAAUCACUCCGCCAGCUACGAAUAUGAGAACAGCGCCUCGGCGGCUACGUCCUCUCAAAAUGGUUGCACUUGGAGCGGGGGCAGCAGCAGUUCGCCCAACUAUGAAACCAAUUCCAAGGAUCAUUGGAACACGUAGUGUUCGUAAAUCAGCAGGAUUAAAGUGCAAUUGCCAAAGAAAGUUUCGGAUUUCAAAGUUUUCAUAGACGAACCUUUUUUGGUUUUGUAGAUAUCGCAUACCAGUGUACUAUGGAUAAUCUUACCUGUUCUUCCAGUAUAAGACAAAAUAAAUUUUAUUCUCGAUAAAGCUAAAUGCAACAGCCGACCUGUCAACAUUGGGGGUAGCCGUAUUAUUUGUUCAGCUUGGCUAUUGUAAUCUUAAGCUAAGUUCGCAAACCUUUGAUUUUUAGAAAAAAUGAAAAA
Molecule: messenger RNA, 1307 nt
Organism: Drosophila novamexicana
Lineage: Eukaryota; Metazoa; Arthropoda; Insecta; Diptera; Drosophilidae
Gene: sage
Exons: 2
Coding region: 97-1023 (308 amino acids)
Biological process (GO): regulation of transcription by RNA polymerase II; mesoderm formation
Cellular component (GO): nucleus
Molecular function (GO): DNA-binding transcription factor activity, RNA polymerase II-specific; RNA polymerase II cis-regulatory region sequence-specific DNA binding; protein dimerization activity
Source: RefSeq, a predicted model, not a curated record